Messenger RNA from Pyrus x bretschneideri (Chinese white pear), 1354 nucleotides. Its product is annotated as protein ASYMMETRIC LEAVES 2-like. The transcript has 3 exons. Lineage: Eukaryota; Viridiplantae; Streptophyta; Magnoliopsida; Rosales; Rosaceae. Bases 246 to 1130 code for a protein of 294 amino acids. The record is from RefSeq and is a predicted model, not a curated record.
UCUUAUUCUUUUUAUCUCAUUCUUGUCCUCAAUCAAGACCCAUGGCCUGGACGGCAUUUGUUGUUUUUUCCUUUCCAUUUUUAACACUUGGUUCGACGUUUUACUUUUUUAUUGGACAUUAUUAUAGCAUGUUACUACCGGUAAGUAAGUUGACCUUGGUUCAUCCCAAUAAAGUCGUCUUAUUUAAUUAAAAUUUUUUUAGUCCCAUACAAAUCUUCCCGUAGAAAAUAUAUAAUUUUUCUAGUAUGAAUUUCAAGCAAGAUCUGCUUCCAAAGCCUUCAUUGAGAACGGUGAAACAUAACCCCUUUUUCUUGAACUCCUUUCCAUCACGAGAUCCGAUCUCUCAGGCUCAACCCACGGGUCAAAAUUAUUUACAGAGGAGGAAGAGGUGGAAGAUGGCAUCAUCGUCGACGAAUUCGCCAUGCGCCGCGUGUAAGUUCCUGCGACGCAAGUGCCAGCCAGAGUGCGUAUUUGCGCCAUACUUCCCACCGGACCAGCCGCAGAAGUUUGCUAAUGUUCACAAAGUUUUUGGGGCCAGCAACGUCACUAAAUUGCUCAACGAGUUGCACCCCCACCAGCGUGAGGACGCCGUCAACUCUCUCGCCUACGAGGCCGACAUGCGCCUCCGCGAUCCCGUCUACGGCUGCGUUGGAGUCAUCUCUCUCCUCCAGCACCAACUCCGCCAACUUCAGAUGGAUCUGACCUGUGCUAAAUCCGAACUCUCCAAAUAUCAGAACCUGCAGGGUCUCACUGCCAGCCACGGACUCAUAGCCGCCGCCGCAACUGCCACUGCUGCCACCCACACCCACAAUAACAAUCACCACCAUCCUCUACAUUUACAGUCCUCUUCACUCAACAACUUGGGAAUGGAGAUAAAUCUCAUUUCAGGCGGCGGCGGUGGCCGAGAACACUACCCCCACCAGUUUUUCCCCAGAGAUCGAGAACGAGACCAUCAUUCCCAUCAUCAGCAACAGAUGAUGAUUAGGAACUUUGAUGCCGGAAACAACUACGAUGCAAGCCUUCUGUCCAUGAACGCUGCUGCAGGGGGCAUUCAUGGCCAACUCAGUCAUCAGUUCCAGCAAACUAGGGCUGCUGCUGGCGACGACCGCCGAACCAUUGAUCCUUCAUAAUUAGGAUUUCCUCUUUUCCUUAUUUACUCACAACAACUUCAACCAAUUCCAUCAAAUUAAUUAAGGGUAUCAAGUACUAUCAAGAAACGAAGUUGGAAAUUUUUCAAAAGCCAAAAUAAACAGCGAUGAGAGGGAGAGAUGGGUGGAAGAGGUUGAAGGUUUUAUUUAAUUAAUCGAAUACCUGUUUUACAGACAAUUUAAUAUAUCUAACUUAUGUCUCUUUG